Messenger RNA from Saccoglossus kowalevskii, 4324 nucleotides. RefSeq names its product LIM/homeobox protein Lhx5-like. Gene Ontology annotation, molecular function: RNA polymerase II transcription regulatory region sequence-specific DNA binding; zinc ion binding; DNA-binding transcription factor activity, RNA polymerase II-specific. The record is from RefSeq and is a predicted model, not a curated record. Gene Ontology annotation, biological process: neuron differentiation; regulation of transcription by RNA polymerase II. Gene Ontology annotation, cellular component: nucleus. Lineage: Eukaryota; Metazoa; Hemichordata; Enteropneusta; Harrimaniidae.
UAAUUGUAACAGUGUGAAUUGGUAGUAGCAUACACAGUGUACAGUGACAGUGGCGAGCUAGCAUCAUCUCCUCGCUGAAGGCUCUCCACAUUGUCUUACCCAGCGCUGAUCGUUGUGUUUGCCACUAGCAACGGUACAGCACACCGGGAAAUACCUCUUCCGCGAACUUUUAUUUUCCCACAGCCGCCGUAAAAUAUACAGCCAGCCGCUGCACUUCGCCGAAUGGAUAACAGUGGCUGUUAUUAGCAUAUAGUACAUGUGGUGGUAACGUUGCCCCUAUCAGCUGAGCUUCACAUUAUGUACCACGGUGGCUGGUAGGAUUCUGCUUUCGUAUCGUGUCUGUACGUAUGAUAUAAAAUAUAUACAGGCGAAGAGACCUUUUUCUGACAAGAGGAGCUGAACUCACUGUGACAGAACAACGCUAGGUAACAGCUGUACGUUUUUGAUCCUCGACACUGCACUCUGAUAUCAAAGUUUGAUAAAACACCGACGAAAACUCGGCUAGUGGGGUGCUUGAAAGCUGCCCGCCUACAGCGUGGAAAUCCUAGCAAAACCCAGUCGCCUGCUUGGUCGUGACCAUCGAUGUUAAGUAGAUUCGAAUGCCGUCGAUGAUAAUCGUCCGAUUUUUUACCACAGUUUAAAAAAAAAAUAACACCACCAUCGCCGCUUUUUACCGGGAGUACUUAAAUCUCCCGAAAACUAUUACAGCACAUCCACUUCGCGUUGACGCUACCAACCUUCACUGAGCGAGCGAUACAGACGUUCACUUUGCCCACAGUCACCAUGGUUCAACUGUGCGCGGGAUGCGAUCGGCCAAUACUGGACCGUUUUCUUUUAAAUGUUUUAGACAGAGCCUGGCAUGUAAAAUGUGUACAGUGUUCUGAUUGCAACUGCACGCUUUCAGACAAAUGCUACUCAAGAGAAGGGAAAUUGUACUGCCGAACAGACUUUGUCAGGCGGUAUGGAACCAAAUGUGCUGGCUGCUCCCAUGGUAUUGCCCCAAAUGACUUGGUGAGGCGGGCUCGCAAUAAAGUUUUUCAUCUCAAAUGUUUCACAUGCAUGGUGUGCAGUAAGCAGCUGUCCACGGGCGAAGAGCUCUACGUUGUGGACGAAAACCAAUAUAUUUGUAAAGACGAUUACCUGGGCAGUAAAUCUCCUUCCGCUGAAUCAGACCAGACUGAUAUGUCAGUGGGACCCCUAAGCAACGGACCCGUCUCAACAAACGGAUACUCUCUCACCAACGGUGGGUUGACACAUCAACAGAGCAGCAUGCUGGCAAAUACACCAAGUUUGGUGAACACCCCACCGACAGCUUCGGCACCCCCGUCGACGACACCGGCACAGCCGACAACGCAGCCGCCGCCAGACGACAUUGAGAGUCAACCGACGCCAUCGAUGCACGAGUUGGACGACGACGAUAAGGACGAUCUAUCUUCGAUCAGUGAGACCAUUGAUCAAAAUACGAACUCUAACGACGAGAACCCGAGCAACACCGACAUAAACGCCAAUAACAAUAGUAGUAAUAACAAUAACGUCACAAACAAUGAAAACACAGAUUCAAAUAAUAUUUCGGGGACAAAAAGGCGUGGACCGCGCACUACAAUCAAAGCCAAACAACUAGAGACGCUGAAAGCCGCUUUCGCCGCCACACCGAAACCAACGAGACACAUACGUGAACAACUGGCCCAGGAAACCGGGCUAAAUAUGAGAGUCAUACAGGUGUGGUUUCAAAACAGACGCUCCAAGGAAAGGCGGAUGAAGCAGCUGAGUGCUCUUGGUGCGAGGAGACACCACUUUUUCAGGAAUCCCCGCCGCAUGAGGGCGUUACGAACGGCAAUCGGUGGAGCAUAUGAUUUGGAUAACAGUCCCGAACUAAUGAACCCCGGCUUCAGCUAUUCACCCGAAUACGGAGCACCAGGCGAUAGUUACGGCACCCAGGGAUAUUACGAUCUAUUCCCCGGACAACAACCAACCCCCGAAGGACAACAAGGUGAUAUCAAUUUCAUGCCAGGAUCCCAGGCCGGUCACACACCACUUCCGAAUAUGGAACAAGCGAUGCAACACCAGCAACCCAACAUUGGAGGCAUGCCACCCGAUGUCUACCUCCGCCCAAAGGACAUUCGUUCACCUAGCCCCGGACCCGAUCACAUGGGAAUGCACGGCGUUGACGGUUACAACGGAGAUCGAUUCUUGCCGCCACGGUCGCUAUCCGGAACACCGGGGGGAUUCGGUUCGCUGUCACAUCCGCCACCGGACAUGAACGAAGCAGCUGUGUGGUGACAGACAACCGCAUAACAGACAAUCCUGUAGUGUCACAUCGAGAUUAGAGAAGAUACUCCUUAAUCAAAAUAAAAUAAAAUAAAACCGAAUACCCUUUCAGACGAACGGUGUCUGCAUGCAUCACACAUCUGGAACCUGUUGCUAUGGCGACUCCCCCGGAAAGCCCAGAGGAACCCAGAUCCGAAGUAACUUACUUCUCCAAGGAGAUAAUUCCUGUUAAGAUGGAUACCAUUGCUAAUAUACUAAAAAGAUUUGAACUUCUUUGAAGUGGAAAACAACUCACAACAUAUGAAGCUUUUUCUUGGGACAAAAGACAAGAAAAGAAUGUGAAUUCAAUGCACUGUUGAAAUAUAUACGUCAUAGUUGAUACAUUGUCAGAACCCUUUGUUUUAUUAUAUACAUUUCAAUUGAAAGCAGAAUGGCUAUGAACACUGUUAGUAGAAACGUGUUAGAAAGCGAAUUAUGCAGGUAUCAUCCUCGGCUGUAAACCGACAGGAGUCGGUCGGCAAACCAAGUAGCAGACACUUUAAGCACCAAACUCCCUUGCAUCCACUCCAGAAGCAGGAGAAAAAAACGGCUCGUACAUUUCACCCAAAUUGACUUAAUUCAUCUUUAAUUUUGUUGGACUGCAAUCGGCUGCCCACUUUAUUUUGAGCUAUCUCGUAAAUCGGAUUAGUAAUUCGCCUCUCGAUGAAAUGGAAUUAGCUCAGACAGAGCAAAUGAGUAAAAUAGGUUCUUCACAAGUCCAAAUCUGGAUGGAUCGGAUUGGAGGAGAUAAGAACAAAAUCUGUCGCUUGCUACUGCCGCUCCAGUAUUUUAAUAAGCAUGAAAGACGAAUAUCCCUCAAAAGGAAGAAAAUAGAACUCUGUUCUAAUCUUGUAUAUCCCACAAUUCAUUGCAACAAAGAAAUAUAUUACCGCCAUUAUUAUAUUAUAUAUAUAUUUAAAAUCAUAUCAUUUUUAAUUAAAGUUGCACAUUUAAAAAAAAAUACAAUCAUAAUUGUACAAAAAGAGCGGGAUGUUUAAAGCUUUGCGGCAUUAUUUUGGAGUUAAUGUUUUUAUGUAUUUCGUACUUCCACCAGCAUCAUUAUUAAUUUUUUAGCGUCACCAUGGUUACACUAUUGUCGAUUUCAAUGAAGUGUUGUCGAUUUCCUAUGACGAUUUCUCGGAAAGUCGGGACAGUGACCCUUACUCCAGAUUGCAACCGCCGAUGCUGUUAGUAUGUCGACUGCUAGUAGGUCCGUUGUUCUUGCACUUUUGCGUGUAAUGUCUAUUUCCAGUUGUUAUGACAACGACAAACAUAGAUGUGUCUGAACUGUAAUUUUUUCAUUUCUUUUUAUUUCAUUUGUUUUUAUCUCAGCGAACAUGCCCGAGUUACGGAAACAGGGUAACUGAUGUGAUGUUUUUUAUCAUCUUUGAAAUAUAUCGAGAUAUGAAUUAUACUGAAAAACAGACAUGCAAACGGCACGCAUCUCAUAUCCCCUAUUUUUUUGGCGGGAUAGUUUGUGUUCACACCAUUUGUCAAUGUGGCUUACCCACCCUUCCCGUACUUCUUUUUUGUCAUGCAAAAAAAAAAUCACCAGAACGCACUAGCUGGUGCUUUAGGUGGUACUGUUGGUUUCUAUAUCUGACAAUUUGCAAACCAGCAACUCUCUUUGGCUUAUACAUGUGAAUUUUUAACAUGGUUUCCCAGCAACCGGACAGCCUGUUAAACAUUGGAUUUCAAUGUGAAUGUUGUUUCUCAGUCACAGGGGUACUUAUUUAAAAAAAAAUCACUGAAAGUUUUCGUUUCACCAAAUUAAAGUACAAAAAUAUAUACGAGUAAACCGACAGCCAUGUUGUAUACACUUCGAAUAAUACGAUGAUUCAUUUCAAUUUGUAGCAGAGGAUUAUAUUAAUUUAUAGUACGCCGAUUUUGUAUAUUUCUUAAAACCGAUGUUCCUUUCCAAUUUUGUUUUGCGUGAAAUGAACAAUACCACGAGAGAGGUAAUCCCCUUGUAUAUUUCCUUCCGUUCUUUGUUCAAUCAAAUAAAAAUUAUUUAUGG